AUGAAGGGAACAGAUUUCCCAGAGCGACCGUGGUCCAAACUCGGAGCAGACUUCUUCCAAUAUGAAGGCCGACACUACCUGCACAUAAUCUACUACUAUUCGCGCGAUAUCGAAAUAUACUUGGUGAGCAAGAAUGUAACAGCCUGUGAUACAGUAAACAAGAUGAAGAAUGCCUUUAGUCGACAUGGAAUCCCAGAUAUCCUAGUUACCGACAACGGACCACAGUUCGCCUCUGCAGAGUUCAACAAGUUUGCGGCAACAUGGGGAUUCGAUCACAUAACUUCAUCACCUCGGUACGCCCAGUCAAAUGGCGAAUCGGAAGGAGCCGUCGAGACAAUAAAGAACUUUCUGAAGAAGUGCGAUGACGAGUACCUCGCUCUUUUAAGCUACAGAAACACACCGCUUCACAACGGAUAUUCUCCCUCACAGCUAAGUAUGGGUCGCAAACUAAAAACGAGAGUACCGUGCCACCCUGACGAGUUGAAACCUCAACUCCCAGACAAUGAUGUAGUGAGAAGGAAAGAAAGAGAGCACAGAAGACAAAUGCGGGAAGACUAUGACCGCAGACACAGAGUUGCAGAGGGGGAGAAGUUAGCAGAAGGUGAUCGAGUAUGGAUACCAGACCUAAAGACGGAGGGGACGAUAAUCAGGCCACACGAAACCCCACGAUCGGUUGUAAUACAAACACCAAAGGGAUUGCGGAGACGAAACCGUCGACAGGUGAGAAGAGCCUUAGGAAGCCCUCAGCCAACAUACGCUGCUACACAGUACAGGGCCCCUAUACUUCCCGAGAGAUACACGACUCCGGAAGCAAUACAAAGCCAGUCAAGCCCUCUCCCGGUACAACAACCAUCAGUCUCCGAGAAAGAGACCUUCAAUGAAAUGUCUGGACCCACACAAGGAGAUGGGAAUCGAGUACCACAGCCGUGCCCUACUCCAGAGCAGCCAACCCUUAGGCGAUCAGAGAGAGUGCGCCGCAGACCUCGCAGAUACAUUGAAGAAUACUGA
Molecule: messenger RNA, 1008 nt
Organism: Nematostella vectensis (starlet sea anemone)
Lineage: Eukaryota; Metazoa; Cnidaria; Anthozoa; Actiniaria; Edwardsiidae
Exons: 1
Coding region: 1-1008 (335 amino acids)
Biological process (GO): DNA integration
Molecular function (GO): nucleic acid binding
Source: RefSeq, a predicted model, not a curated record